This is a messenger RNA of Bubalus bubalis (water buffalo), 1193 nucleotides long. RefSeq names its product coiled-coil-helix-coiled-coil-helix domain containing 6 (gene CHCHD6). The transcript has 8 exons. NCBI's taxonomy places the organism in Eukaryota, Metazoa, Chordata, Mammalia, Artiodactyla, Bovidae. The record is from RefSeq and is a predicted model, not a curated record. Gene Ontology annotation, biological process: cristae formation; DNA damage response. Bases 307 to 1017 code for a protein of 236 amino acids. Gene Ontology annotation, cellular component: mitochondrion; MICOS complex.
GGCCCGUUCGCUGCCUUUUCACCGCGAAUCUGAGGCGGCUCCGCCCGCCCGCUGCGGCCUCCUUGGUGUCCUGGCCCCCUUGGCCCGGCCCCCUCGUUCAGCCAUCCCGCCGCGCGCUGUCUGACCUCGGACGCCGCGCCUCGUGCUCCGGGUCCGGCGGGAGGCGCCGCGAGACUACAGCCCCCACAAUGCCCUGCGGCCCGCGCCGGGAUUGGCUGGACUCCGAACGGCCGCCAAUAGGACGCGGUUUUGUUGGCAGGUGGCGCCGGUCCCGUCAGCGCCGGCGCUCCUAAGCCGCCUCCCGCCAUGGGCAGCGCCGAGAGCCGCGAGGGCCGCAGGGCGUCUUUCGGGAUGGACGAGGAGGAGCGGGUCCGGGUGCUGCAGGGCAUCCGGCUGUCUGAAAACGUGGUCAACCGCAUGAAGGAGCCCGGCCAGCCGUCCAAAGUUGGGCCGCUGGCCCCUCCAGCUGCUGCCCUUGGCUCCUCCGGAGGCCGGGAGAAAGACUCGAAACCGCCCAGGCCGGACUGCGGCAGUGGCCGGGGGCCUCCGCAGGUGCAGGUGGACCCCCUUGAGAGGUGUGACUGGGAGCAGGCUGUGCUCCAGGACAAGCUGGUCCGUGUGGCCACGACAGAGAGAGAGGCAGCUGCGAAUCCCCGGAGUGUGACGCUGCGGCGUGGGGAGGGCGUUGUGGACCAGGAGAAGCAGCGGUUGGCUCAGCGGGCUAGGGAGCUGGAGACCCAGGAGGAGGAGCUGAGAUGCCGCGACGCCUUCUACAAGGAGCAGCUGGGGCGCCUGGAGAGGCAGAACCUCGAGGCGUACAGGCUGUCGUCACAGCAGUUCCACGAGGCAGCCACGAAGAUUGAGGGCGCCAUCAAGCCGCGCAGGGUGGAGCCCGUGUGCUCUGGGCUGCAGGCCCAGAUCCUCCGCUGCUACCGCGACCGCCUGCAGGAGGUGCUGCUCUGCGCUGACCUGGUGAGGGCCUACCAGCACUGCGUCAGCUCUGCACACAAGGGUUGACGCAGCCUCGCACCGGGCCCGCCGUGACAUGGAGCAUGAAGCCUGGACCUGCUGUGCGGCCACGGUGCAGACCACUGUGGCCUCCCUGCCGGCGCCCCCGCCCCUGCACUGGAGAAGGCGUGUGUGUGCCCCGCUCGCAGACAAAUAAAGCAGACGUCCUGUGCCUGGUGGGCCAA